GGGGUUAUCCCUGUUUUCAAUUAGACUAAAGAAAAUUAAAAAUUGACAAAGAAGAUAAAAGAGAAAUGAUCGGAGAAUGGAACUUUUUAACAUUAAGGCUCUAUUUAGAUACGAACUUGUAAAAAAUAAAUAAGUAAAUAAGAAUUGGAGAUUUUUAUUGUAUUUAUGUGUAUUUGAAAAUGCUAUUCAAAAUAAAUAAAUAAUUCAAAAUGCUAUCAAAGACGCACACCGCACGGCACGGCACCGCAUACCACCCAUAUUUUCUAUUUCUUCUCUGCAAAUCCUUCCAUCUCUCCUUCUUGAAGCUUCGAAGAAUGGCCGAGCAGCUCACCGAGGAGCAGAUCGCGGAAUUCAAGGAGGCUUUUAGCUUCUUCGACAAGGAUGGCGAUGGCUGUAUCACCACUAAGGAACUUGGAACAGUGAUGCGAUCACUGGGGCAGAAUCCCACUGAAGCAGCGCUCCAAGACAUGAUUAAUGAGGUUGAUGCUGAUGGAAAUGGAACAAUUGACUUUCCGGAGUUCCUCAACCUGAUGGCGAGGAAGAUGAAGGACACUGACUCUGAGGAGGAGCUCAAGGAAGCUUUCCGGGUUUUUGACAAGGACCAGAAUGGCUUCAUUUCUGCAGCUGAGCUCCACUAAGGUCUGUUUUGUUUUGUUUGUUUUGUUUUUUUUUUAACUUUUGAUGCUUGCAUUGUUUUCCAGUGCUGUUCUUGGCAUCUGCUUGUUUGCUCUGUCUUUUGUUUUAGUAUCUUGGUCGGUAGUGUUUCAAUUAUGUUUGUUAUUUUCCCUUUUUAUCUCUGGUACUGUGAACCUAGAACAAUUGGGAAUCCGAUGAUUUUGCUUUUGGUGACUAA
Molecule: messenger RNA, 853 nt
Organism: Malania oleifera
Lineage: Eukaryota; Viridiplantae; Streptophyta; Magnoliopsida; Santalales; Ximeniaceae
Product: calmodulin-like
Exons: 1
Coding region: 210-638 (142 amino acids)
Molecular function (GO): calcium ion binding; enzyme regulator activity
Source: RefSeq, a predicted model, not a curated record